Olea europaea var. sylvestris is the source of this 3040-nucleotide messenger RNA. RefSeq names its product inactive protein kinase SELMODRAFT_444075-like. Gene Ontology annotation, biological process: protein phosphorylation. Bases 653 to 2647 code for a protein of 664 amino acids. Gene Ontology annotation, molecular function: ATP binding; protein tyrosine kinase activity. Lineage: Eukaryota; Viridiplantae; Streptophyta; Magnoliopsida; Lamiales; Oleaceae. The record is from RefSeq and is a predicted model, not a curated record. The transcript has 9 exons.
GAAUGAUCCAUGACCCCUCUACACAAAUGGACGGAGAUGGAACGAUUGAAAACCCAUUUUUUAUUCCGAGAAGAGAGCCUCUUUUAACCAAAUCUAUUUGUUGUUAUCUGAAUUGUGGGCUCCUAUUCAUGUCCUAGACUUCAAACUUCUGUCCCUUCAGGUUUAUGAAUAAUUGUAGAAAAAUUAUGCAAAUUAAAGACAAGAAUGCCAGUGCCGGCUUGCGUGAUUAUGGCAUCCUUUUUACUUAACUAAAAUCCAAAUCCCUCUUGCUUUCUGUUUCUGGGUCACGACUUUCACAUGAAGUCCGGCUCAAAACACUUUCAGUUACUGACUUUUGAUGAUUUUCUGAUCAAACUUCAGUUUUACUGAGUGGAUAUAUUCUUUUUUCUGGGCUCUUUAUUAGCCUGAUGAUUUCUUAAAUGCAAUUCAAUCAUUGAAUACUUAAGCAGCCGUGGAAAUUUACUCCAUCUGGGCUUGUUUGAUACAUUCAAUGCUAGUCAAAUUCAAAUAGUAACCCACUUGGAAAAUCACUAUUUUUAACGCUUCUGAGUUUGUUGUAACUGAUAAAUCUGAGUUUUAUUUUGUGGGUUUGUGGAGUUCGAUAAUUUGAAGUAGCUGUUGAUGAGGGGUUGAGUUGGUCUCCACACUUGAGAUGAAUUUAAGGCAAACCAGUGGGAACGGUAGAAACAUAGAUGUUACAAAGAGCAGAGUUGCUGUUGCAGUUAAGGGGUCCAAUGAAAUUUCAAGAACUGCUUUGAAAUGGGCUUUAACUCAUUUGGUUCAACCAGGGGAUUGUAUUAGGCUGCUCAUUAUCAUUCCGACUCACACCGCAAGUAAAAAACUAUGGGUUUUCCCAAGUUUUAAUGGUGAUUGCUCAGCUGCCCAUUCGAGAUCAUUGCCAGGAACAUUUCUGGAUCAGAAAGACUAUAUGACAGAUUUGUGCAACCAGAUGUUGUAUCAACUCCGUGAUAGUUAUGAUCCAGAUAAGGUAAUUUUCAAGAUGAAAGUCGUUUCCAGGUCAAAAGAUGGAGUGGUGGCUUCUGAAGCCAAGAGAGCUCAAGCACAGUGGGUUGUUCUGGACAAAAAAAUGGAAAAAGAAGCAAAUUUUUGCAUGGAACAGCUUGACUGCAAUGUUGUAGUAAUGACAAAGUCUCAGCCAAAGGUGCUUAGGUUAAAUUUGAUUGAAAAACCUAAGAUGGAAACUGAGGUUCUGUCCAGAUCGAAUUUGUGGAAAACAACUAGGGUGCCAAAUGUGACUCCAGCCUGUAGCCCAGAACACACAUCAUUGACCUCUACUGAUGUUGGGAGAUCUUCAGUCACAAGUUUAGACCAAGGAUCCUCUCCAAGUUUCAUUUCUAAAAUAAAUUGGGAUCAGAAGGUCAAGGAGAUUUUACCGUUUACAGUAAGGAACUAUGACUAUGACGUAUCCAACACUGAUUCGGACAGUGAAACCUCGACUUCUCCUUCAACAAGUAUAUGUUCUCAGCAAUGGAUGGAAGAUAAUCUCAGUUCUGCAGAUGAUUAUCCAAAGCAUUUGAAAAACAGUUUACAAACAUCAGAUUAUAGAACCCCAAAUUCUAUGUCCGAUGCUUAUCACGGAGAAUUUUCUGGAGUUGAUAAAAUAUCUGGACGAGAGCCAAAAGAUAAGGAUGUAAACAUGUACACGAACAUGAGAAAUCUGAUAUCAUUAAGCAAAAAUGCACCCCCCGACCCUCCUCCACUUUGUUCAGUAUGUCGGCACAAAGCUCCUGCAUUUGGAAAACCUCCAAGGGCAUUUUCUUAUGCUGAGCUCGGCCAAGCUACUGAUGAGUUUUCUCAAGCUAAUUUUUUGGCUGAAGGUGGAUAUGGUUCUGUACAUCGUGGAGUAUUACCGGAUGGCCAGGUCAUAGCUGUCAAGCAACAUAAAUUGGCCAGUAGCCAGGGUGACCGUGAAUUUUCCUCAGAAGUGCAAGUCUUGAGUUGUGCACAGCAUCGUAAUGUUGUAAUGCUGAUUGGAUAUUGUGUGGAGGAUCAAUGGCGGUUGCUAGUAUAUGAAUUUAUCUGCAAUGGAUCUUUGGACUCUCAUCUAUAUGGACAUAGUCAUGAUCCCUUAGACUGGUCGUCACGUCGAAAGAUUGCAAUUGGAGCUUCUCGAGGUUUGAGAUACCUUCAUGAGGAGUGCAGAGUUGGCUGUAUAGUCCAUCGUGAUUUGAGGCCAAACAAUAUUCUCCUCACUCAUGAAUUUGAGGCGUUAGUUGGAGACUUUGGACUAGCAAGAUGGCAGCCAGAUGGAGAUUUGGGUAUGGAGACAAGAAUAAUAGGUACAUUUGGGUAUUUGGCUCCGGAAUACGUACAAAGCGGCCAAGUCACCGAAAAAGCUGAUGUAUACUCCUUUGGUGUUGUAUUGAUGGAACUGGUCACAGGAAGGAAAGCUAUAGACAUAACUCGGCCGAAGGGCCAGCAGUGCCUCACAGAAUGGGCACGCCCUUUGUUAAAAGAGAAUGCUGUUUCAAAACUAGUCGAUCCACGCCUAAGAGACUGUUAUUCGGAGCAAGAGGUUCAGGACAUGUUGCGUUGUGCUUCCCUGUGCCUUCAACAGGACCCUCAUGCAAGGCCUCGAAUGUCUCAGGUGCUGCGGAUGCUGGAAGGCGACAUUUUCAUGGAAUGAAACGUUAUAACUUUUGUGUCCCAAUAUUUGAAUUUUGUUAAAUGAAACUCAUCGUUGUCGACUGGCUUUGGGAGGAAAACCUCUGCAUAAAACAAGGAAGGACAGCUGAACAAAGGCCAAUUUUCAUACUGCAGAGACAAUCUGCUACAUUGAAUUUUUCUUUCUGAUUUUCUCCAGCAGGUUAAUGCUUUAAUUGUUGUGUAGUUUUGUUAAAGAUAGAAAUAGAGAUUCAUUUUGAUUUCUUGCUUUUUGGUUAUGGCCUUAAAUGAACUGUAAUAUAUCAUAUUUGUGGUUUCUUUCAAACUAUUUCAGGUUUUAUAUUUCUACUGUUGUUUGAAUUUAGGAGUGGAACAUUUUGUUAUAUAAAUUUGGGGUCACUGAUCUUUCUGCGAA